UUCUCCCUAUCACCAUACAGUGUCAGGGUCAAACAGCGAAUACAUGUCUUCACUGACCAUGAUUAACAGUGGUUUGUUAUUGUGUAUGGUAUUCGGUGGAAUACAAAAUGCAUGUGGAUAUGCGGUUGGUCUAAAUUGGACUCGGAAGACUCCUUAUGUAUCUGGACUUUCCAGUGAGUUACCGGAAACUGUGGCAGACCUUGUGACAUUGCUGUCUGAUGUCAACAACCGUGUACAACAACUGGAAAUCUCCCAUAAAGUUAUCACUAAACAAGAGACAGCAAUGAAAUCAGAAAUUAAAGACAUUCAAGCCGAAAAUCUCAGUCUGACAGAAACUAUUAAUGUUAUUACUGACUUUCUAAGAACUAAAGGUUUUGAUUUAGACGAAAUCUUGUCUAAAAAACUACCACGUGAACUGAAUGCUGAUGUAAAUGGUGACGACUUCAAGGAUUCAAAUUUAAAAUCACCUGGCAACACAACUAGAUACUCUGAGGUAACACAAGAACGGAUUCGGAGUGAACAGGCCUUCUACAAACAGCCUUCCGUAGAUAUACGUGCCGGUUCUCCCGGGGAAAAUGUUGCAUUCCAUGCCGUCCUUAGUCGCGAUUUGGUUAAUCCUGGUAAAGGCUACGAGGUCGUGUUCGGAGAUGUCCUAACCAAUACCGGAGGGAUGUACAGUAACAACACGGGAACGUUCACAUGUGGGACAUUGGGAACGUAUGCCUUCUUCUGGACGGUCACAUUAGCGUCCGAUCAUUGGGCCGACACACAUCUCACGCGCAACGGACAGGUGGUCGGUAUCCUUGUGGCAGGAAAUGCGUAUCAUUACGGCUCCUAUACUGGUACAGCUAUGGUACACCUAGAUGUCGGUGAUGAAGUGUUUGUUAAGGUAGAUUUCCAUCAGGAAAGUACCACUAUUUACUCGACAGCCAGUACUUUUUCGGGGUUCAAGAUUUUCUAGGUUGCUUCAUGUAUCAUUCGAGUAUUUUGCUAAUAAAGAUAUACAGCAGUAUAAA
Molecule: messenger RNA, 1016 nt
Organism: Pecten maximus
Lineage: Eukaryota; Metazoa; Mollusca; Bivalvia; Pectinida; Pectinidae
Exons: 2
Coding region: 44-961 (305 amino acids)
Molecular function (GO): protein binding
Source: RefSeq, a predicted model, not a curated record